AUGGCGUCGUCACGGCCGGAGACGGCGGGGGGAGCUCUAUGGAGUAAGCUGCAGGGGCAGGUGGUGCUGGUGACGGGCGCCUCCUCCGGCAUUGGCCGCGAGUUCUGCCUCGACCUGGCGCGCGGGGGCUGCCGGCUCGACGUCGCUGCCGGCGAGUCGUUCGUCGAGGCCGCGGUGCAGAAGGCGUGGGACGCCUUCGGCCGCGUCGAUGUCUUGAUCAACAACGCAGGUGUACGAGGAGGUGUGCAUUCGGCGUUGGAUUGGCCGGAGGACGAGUGGGAUAAACUCAUGAAGACCAACCUUCGGGGAGUAUGGCUCGUGGCCAAGCAUGUGUGCAGACGCAUGCGUGAUGCCAAGCUCAAGGGUUCGGUGAUAAACAUUUCGUCUACUUCCGGUCUUGAUGGUGGGAUCACACAUGGCUCCUUGGCAUACUCAGCCUCCAAGUCUGCCGUGCACUCUGUCACAAAGCUAAUGGCUUUGGAAUUAGGAGCACAUGGCAUUAGGGUGAACACGAUUGCGCCAGGAAUCUUCAAGUCGGAGAUAACUGCUCCCUUAUUGCAAAAGAGGUGGCUGAACGAUGUCGUGUCAAAGAUUGUGCCACUUAAGAAAAUUGGUACUCCUGAUCCAGCGUUGACGUCGCUGGUUCGUUUCCUGAUCCAUGAAACUUCGUCGUAUAUAAGUGGCAACAUAUUUGUUGUAGACUCAGGCCUCGUCCUGCCUGGUGUCCCAAUAUUCUCUUCUCUGUAA
Messenger RNA from Triticum turgidum subsp. durum (durum wheat), 747 nucleotides. NCBI's taxonomy places the organism in Eukaryota, Viridiplantae, Streptophyta, Magnoliopsida, Poales, Poaceae. The record is from the annotation of a GenBank genome assembly.